Messenger RNA from Aspergillus alliaceus, 1095 nucleotides. RefSeq lists its product as uncharacterized. Lineage: Eukaryota; Fungi; Ascomycota; Eurotiomycetes; Eurotiales; Aspergillaceae. Bases 277 to 960 code for a protein of 227 amino acids. The record is from RefSeq and is a predicted model, not a curated record. The transcript has 4 exons.
CCUGGAGGCGCUUUGGAUGAAGUCAAUCACUUCCAGGCUCAGAUAAGCACUAGAGCUAUCGAACCGACACCUACGACUCAGCAUGACAAUCCCUCGAGUGGCAAUAACCUUUUGGAACUUAAAAAGAUAGAUUCAGAUAACGAUGGGUCAAUUUCAGGUGUCCAGUCUAAUAACGCUGAAGAGGGUAAUAGUCCAAAGGAAACCAAGCCUCAAGGUCACUCUGCUCCUCAGUCAGCAUCCAGUACAAUAGCACCCAAUCCGGCCAAGAAGGUUAAAAUGGAGCCAGCCUGUGGUUCUUGCAGGAGGUCCAAGAUUCGUUGUACGCAUCGCAAGCCCAUAACCGACCCAAGGGAAGCCUCAACUGGCCGUCAACCUGAGGCUCAAAGGCCUAUUCAACCCAAGAGGGAUGUCCAGGCUUCGCAAGGCAGCUCAGGAGAGCAGGCUUCCUCACCAGGCAUGGAGGCCCGGCUUCGACCCAAGAAGCAGGGACCCACGACCGCUCGGAAGGAACCUAAAACCCGCUCUACAUCGGGUUCCGGCCGGCCAAGAGGUAGACCACCAAAGCGCAAGGUUGAGGAGACCAAGGCUUUAAUGGAAGGGGCUGAUGAGGGGAAUGCUACCGUGGAGCCAGAAUCUCCACCUAAGCGAGCCAGACGCGGGUGUAAGCCUGGCCAACGCAGCGGAAUGAGUGCUGAAGGUAAGCUUGAACAGGCUAAAGGCCCCGAGCCGCCGGUUGCAACAAUAUCAGCUGAACAGAUGGCAGAGAAUCUUACAAUUGCCUCGCGCGUGGCUUUGGGCAAUGUCCUGGCGGAAGAGGUUGAGGCCAAAGUACGUGAGUGUGAGGCGAAGUGGGAAGCAGUGUCCAAUGCACUUGAGGCAGCCAUUCUAUGCUUUCGAGAGGCUAAGCAGUUGGUGGAUCCGUAUGUUGCUAUGUGGAGAAGAGGUGACGCAUGUGGAUAAAGAGCUUCCCACAUGUGAGGUGAAGAUUGGAGAUACAUACUGUAUAGCGGAAAUUGGUGAAGGAAAAUUGUUCAGCGUACCAUCUGUGUUCGCUGACUGGUUUGUUCACUAGAUCUAAUGUACAAUACUAUGAAC